Messenger RNA from Camellia sinensis, 1690 nucleotides. Lineage: Eukaryota; Viridiplantae; Streptophyta; Magnoliopsida; Ericales; Theaceae. The record is from RefSeq and is a predicted model, not a curated record.
UUUUUAAGUGUGUGUUUUAUCUUAUGGGACAUUGCUCCUUUUUUGGCACUGAGCUAAGAGUAGCUAGCUUGUUGAUGUGUUACUUGGAUGUUCAUUACAUGACUUGUAAAUAUUGAAAUAAUAUAUAGGUAAUUCCAUCUCAGAAAGCUGGAUCACCAAGGAAUCAGAGAUAAGAUCAGAUCUGUACUUCAAACUUUAUCGUUUAAUUGCCUUCCAACUCUGGCUCAAUUUUGGGCGCCUGUAACAAUUCAGAACAGGUGUUUUCUAACAACUCAAGACCAACUUUUUGUCUUUUCAUUAUUGAUAAAGGACUUUGUUCGCAUAGAAUGAUCUCUAUGGAGUAUAAAUUCUACGUGGAUGGUGAUAGUGAAGAAGAACUCGGGCUUCCUGGUCAUGUGUUUCGGUAUAAAUUCCUUGAAUCAACUCUUGAUGUGCGGUAUUACUCUACCGAAGAACACCCACAGGGCAGUCAUGCUGUACAUUGCAAUGUCACGCAAUCGUUGGCUUUACCCGUGUUCGAUCCUUCUAGCCAGAGCUGUGUUGGUGUACUUGAGCUAGUAACUCUAACGCAUGAUGCUGAUGAACUUCUCAUUAAGAUGGAAGAUCAAAUCUUUGAGGCUCUUCAGAAGGUGGAACUGGAAUAUUCAGAUCCAUAUUUUCAUGGUGACAUCCUUACCAACAGCAAGAAUGAUGCUUUUCAAUAUGCGCUGAAUGAAAUCAGGGAUGUGUUGAAGGUGGUGUGUCAAGUUCAUCGUUUACGUUUAGCUCAAACAUGGGUCCCGUGCUGGUUUUGCAGCAAUGGGAUCCAUGGUGGUACCUUUGACGUGAGCAGUGAAGGACGAGCCUUGUGCACAAUUAAGACAGCGUCCUAUUUAGCAGGGGAAGGGGAGUGGCCCUAUGGAGAGGAUUAUACUUUGUUGGAUGCCUGUCAAUCUCAUCACCUACGAAAGGGGCAAGGGGUUGUUAGGAGGGUGCUUUCAUCUCAUAAAUUGUUAUUCUGCUCAGGUAUAACAAGAUUCAGCAUAGCCGACUAUCCCCUAGCACAUUAUGCAUGCAAGUUUGGAUUGACCGGUUGUUUUGCAAUUUGCAUCAACAAAGGCCAUGGAGACCUGCAGACCUCAUUGAGCAUGAUAUUGGGAACAAUGAUGCAAUUAUUGAAAGGUUUUAAGCUUGCUACUGGAGAAAAACUGAGACAAGAUUUAUCUAUUGAAGCUAUUGAUUUUUGCAAUGAUGAGAAACUUGAUUCUAUGUAGACACCCCAAACUAAUAGAUAUUCCACUACGCUCCCCUUACAAAAUAUAAGAGAGAUGACGCAGCUGGAUUCAUCAAAUCAGGAAUCUAUGGAUGCCAUAAACAAUGGAAGGAAUGAUGUUAGUGCGGAGCAAAGCAACAUACAUGGUACUGAUGUACAGAAGAAAAGCAAAACAAAAACGUGGGAGAGGGAACACAGAAAAGGUGGAAUUCCAAUUAGUUUGGAGGAUCUCCAACGUCAUUCUGGAAUGAAAGUUGAAGAUGCUGCGAAUAGCCUUGGCAGUAAGUUUACACACUCCAAAAAAUAUAUUAUUGUUUGUGAUCUUGCUCAUUUUAUUAUCAAUUAACUUGCUAGACUCCUAUGUAGAGAGAUUUUUGUUUGGCUGUAGGUAACAGACAGUAGUGUUUCUAAUCCAGAAUUUUUUUUGUCCUUCCUGUU